Molecule: messenger RNA, 4287 nt
Organism: Schizosaccharomyces cryophilus OY26
Lineage: Eukaryota; Fungi; Ascomycota; Schizosaccharomycetes; Schizosaccharomycetales; Schizosaccharomycetaceae
Product: oxoprolinase
Exons: 1
Coding region: 145-4095 (1316 amino acids)
Biological process (GO): glutathione metabolic process
Cellular component (GO): cytosol
Molecular function (GO): 5-oxoprolinase (ATP-hydrolyzing) activity
Source: RefSeq, a predicted model, not a curated record
GCUACACCAUCUAUAAAUACUGGCGUAUUUGCGCACGUAAAUAGCGUGCUUGGAAAAAUUUCUGUUUAUAUUCCUUAGAUUUGUUCUUAUUAUAUAUUUUUUGUUUGUCCUUUUCAUUGCCUUUGUUGUUGCAUAGAAUUAAAAAUGAGUCUAAAGAUCCAUAUUGACCGCGGUGGCACAUUCACCGAUGUAAUCGCUACUGUGACAGAUGAUUCGCGAGAGCCAAUUGUAAUAAAAUUACUCUCGGAAGACCCAAAUAAUUAUGAAGAUGCUUCCAUUGAAGCUGUACGACGUGUUUUGGAGAUUUACCAUGGUAAACAUAUUCCUAGGAAUGAAAAACUAGACACCAGUUGCAUUAGUCAUCUCCGUUGCGGUACUACGGUUGCUACGAAUGCCUUACUGGAACGUAAAGGAGAACGAUGUGCCUUCGUUACUACAAAAGGCUUCAAAGAUGGUCUUAUUAUUGGCAAUCAGUCCCGUCCCAACAUUUUUGAGUUGGCUAUUCGUAGACCUGAUGUCUUGUAUUCAAAGGUUAUAGAAGUCGAUGAACGAGUUACUUUAGAAGAUUUUGUUGAGGACCCUACCAGCUAUAAAACAAAUAUUGAUGGCUCUGACUCAUCUUUGGUGCUCGGCCGUUCUGGAGAGGCUGUACGCAUUUUAAAGAAAAUCGACGAAGAUGCGGUCCGAAAGGAUUUACAGGGUUUAAGGGAUGAAGGAUUUACCAGCGUUGCCAUUUGUUUGGCACACAGUUUUACUUUUCCUGAUCACGAGAUCGCUUUAGGCAAGCUCGCCAAAGAGCUUGGUUUCUCCAAUAUCAGUUUGUCUACAGAAUUGAUGCCUAUGAUUAAGUAUGUUCCUCGAGCCACAUCUGCCACUGCCGAUGCAUACCUGUCUCCCGUGGUCCGUCGUUACUUGUCUGGAUUUCAAUCAGGUUUCUUACACGGACUUAAAACCCAGGGACAUCCUAAAGGUGUUCGCUGUGAAUUCAUGCAGAGUGAUGGAGGCCUUGCCGAUGUUAACAAAUUUUCUGGUCUUCGAGCCAUAUUAUCCGGUCCUGCUGGUGGUGUCGUCGGAUUUGCUCUUACUUCUUAUGAUGAGAACACUAACAUCCCGGUCAUCGGAUUUGACAUGGGUGGUACUUCAACGGAUGUAUCUCGUUACGGUGGUGCAUAUGAACAUGUCUUUGAGACUACUACUGCGGGCGUUACUAUUCAAUCUCCUCAGCUGGAUAUCAAUACUGUUGCUGCCGGUGGUGGCUCUAGAUUGUUUUGGAAACACGGGUUAUUUGUAGUUGGCCCAGAGAGUGCUGGCGCACAUCCUGGUCCUGUUUGUUAUAGAAAGGGCGGCUAUUUGACUGUUACGGAUGCUAAUCUACUUUUAGGUAGGCUUCUUCCUGAAUCUUUCCCCAAAAUUUUUGGUCCUACUGAAGAUCAACCUCUUGAUGUGGAGGCUACUCACAAAAAAUUUCAAGAAUUAACCGACGAAAUUAAUUCUAGUAUUUCAGAAUCUCAAAAAAUGAGCGUGGAUGAAGUUGCUUAUGGUUUUAUCAAAAUAGCUAACGAAACCAUGGCUCGCCCCAUCCGUUCAUUAACUGAGGCUAAAGGACAUGAUAUUUCUGUUCAUCGCUUGACCUCCUUUGGAGGUGCUGGUGGUCAGCAUUGUGUUGCUAUUGCUCAGUCCCUAGGUAUUUCUCAAGUUCUCGUGCACAAAUACAGCUCUAUUCUUUCAGCAUAUGGAAUGUCUUUAGCCGAUGUUGUGUCUGAGGCUCAAGAACCGGCUUCCUUCUUACUUACUUCCGAUAUAAUUCCAGAAAUUCAGGAGCGUUUCAAAAGAAUUAUUGAGAAUGCACGGAAGAGCCUGAACGAGCAAGGAUUUGCUGAUGAAAAAAUCUCCUAUGAACUUUUUUUGAAUCUUCGUUACCAAGGAACAGACAGCCCGUUAAUGAUUACCAAACCUGCCGAAUCUUGGAAUUUCAAGCAAGCUUUUCUAGAAAGGCACAAGCAAGAGUUUGGAUUUCUUUUCGAUAAAGAGAUCAUCAUCGACGAUAUUCGCGUUCGUGCUUCUGGUAAAAGUUUUGAACACAAGGAACCCAGCGUUGAUGCUCAAUUAAAAGAGUUAAAAUUCACACCAGUUUCAAAAUCACUAUCAUCUACUUCUAAAAAGGUUUUCUUUGAUUCAAAGCGUAUGGAUUGCCCUAUCUACUUAUUGGAAAACUUGCCUACUGGGGUUGAAAUUGCCGGACCUGCGAUUAUCGUAGACAAAACGCAAACCAUAGUAAUUCCUCCAGGGUCCGUAGCUCGAAUCCUUCAUUCUCAUGUACUAAUUGACAUUUUAUCGAAGGAAGGAGUUUCUGAUGAUUCUCUUGCUAAGGCGGAAGCUAUCGAUCCUGUUUAUCUUUCCGUUUUAGGUUCACGAUUCAUGGCUGUCGCUGAGCAAAUGGGUCGUGCUCUUCAAAAAACAAGUGUUUCGACUAACGUGAAAGAAAGACUUGAUUACUCUUGUGCUUUAUUCGAUGCCAACGGAGAUUUGGUCGCAAAUGCACCACAUAUGCCUGUUCAUUUAGGUUCUAUGUCCACUUGCGUGCGUAAGCAGGCAAUGUUGAACAAAGGAAACUUGAAUCCAGGUGAUGUUUUGGUAACUAAUCAUCCCAGCUUUGGUGGAACUCAUUUGCCAGAUAUUACUACCAUUACCCCUUAUUUCGAAGAUGGAGAAAUUAUCUUCUACGUUGCAUCUCGAGCUCAUCAUGCUGACAUUGGUGGUAUAUUGCCUGGUAGUAUGCCUUCCACCAGUAAAGAACUUUCAGAAGAAGGAGCUAGUAUUAAGAGCGAAAAAUUACUUAUUGAUGGUGUUUUCCAGGAAGAAAAAAUGAUUGAUCUGCUUUAUAGUGAGCCAGGAAAGGUAGAAGGCGGAUCUGGUACACGAUGCCUACGUGAUAAUUUAAAUGAUUUGAAAGCCCAAGUAGCUUCAAAUCAAAAAGGUAUUAAUCUCAUCACUACUCUUAUUAAAGAGUAUGGUAAAAAUUCUGUCUUACGUUACAUGAAGGCUAUUCAGGACAAUGCUGAAAGUUCUGUGCGUAAGCUCUUACUUAAAGUGCGGGAGACAUUUGAAGAGCAAGAUCUUUACGCUGAAGACUUUAUGGAUGAUGGUUCUCGAAUUUCUUUACGGAUUACGAUAGACGGUAAAACAGGUGAUGCUAUCUUUGAUUUUGAUGGCACUACAGAAGAGGUUUAUGGCAAUACCAAUGCUCCUGAAGCAGUAACUUACAGUGCUAUAAUCUAUUGUUUAAGAGUUUUAGUAUCUGAGAAUAUUCCCUUAAACCAAGGUUGCUUGUUACCUAUUAAGGUCAAAAUUCCUGACAAUUGUUUCCUUAAGCCUUCUGAAACCGCAGCCGUUGUUGGUGGUAAUGUUCUUACUUCUCAAAGGAUCACAGAUACAAUUCUGAAAGCUUUCCAAGCCUGUGCUGCUAGUCAAGGAGAUACAAAUAACUUGACAUUCGGUAUGGGGGGAAGAAACCAUGAGACUGGAGAAGUUGUUCCGGGAUUUGGAUAUUAUGAAACCAUAUGUGGUGGCUCAGGUGCAUGUGAUGGUAUGGAUGGUACUUCUGGUGUUCACACCCAUAUGACCAAUACUCGAAUUACUGAUUUAGAAGUCUUUGAGCGCCGUUAUCCUGUCAUUCUUAAAGAAUUUAGUAUCCGUAAAAAUUCUGGAGGUGCAGGGAAAUACAAAGGAGGAGAUGGUGUUGUCCGAGAUAUUGAGUUCCGCAUUCCAGUCACGUUGUCAAUUUUGUCUGAGCGACGAGCAUAUCAUCCUUAUGGCAUGAAAGGCGGUGAAGAUGCGAAAUGCGGGAAGAAUAUCUGGGUAAAGUACUGGAUAGAUGAAGAAGGCAAACGAAAAGUCCGGAGAAUUAACUUGGGUGGAAGGAACACAUGCCACAUAGCUGCUGGUGAUCAUAUUGAAAUCCAUACACCUGGCGGUGGAGGAUAUGGAUUGGCGAGCGAAAGGAUCGAGAACAAGGAAUCGAAAUUUGUGGAUAAUUCUGCUUUUCGGGCGAACGGAAGUUUGUCCCAACGACACUAUAUACAGCACACAAAUUAACGCUUAAUAGCAGACUCAGCAUGAAAACAAAAAGAGGAUAUGAGAGAUGGAUUUUUCUGUCGAUGUACUACAAUUGAAUUUAAUGAUAUUAAAAAUAAGGCUAAUAAUGACUAUCAUGAUUUUACGAGAGAAUAAAAUGUUUUGGAAAACUAAUAGCACAUUGUAUUGUAAAUUAUGGAUGAUUCAUGUUUA